This is a messenger RNA of Salmo salar (Atlantic salmon), 4285 nucleotides long. The record is from RefSeq and is a predicted model, not a curated record. NCBI's taxonomy places the organism in Eukaryota, Metazoa, Chordata, Actinopteri, Salmoniformes, Salmonidae.
GCUGGCUGUGAGGUGAAAGGUUGUUGCUGUCGUCAAAUCCUCUCUGAGGACUGGACUCUGGAGGCAGAGCAGGACAUAUUUGGAAAAGCAGACGAUAGGCAUAAACAAUGGCGGGCCCAGAGCAGUCCAAGCAGCAGCAGGUAGAGGAGAAAGCUGAGCACAUAGACGACGCUGAGCUCGCUCUUCAAGGUAUCAACAUGCUUCUCAACAACGGAUUCAGGGAGAGCGACGAGCUUUUCAGAAAAUACAGGACUCACAGUCCACUGAUGAGCUUUGGGGCCAGUUUUGUCAGCUUCCUGAAUGCCAUGAUGACCUUUGAGGAGGAGAAGAUGCAGACGGCGUGUGACGACCUGAGGACCACGGAGAAGCUGUGUGAGAGUGACAACGUUGGGGUCAUAGAGACAAUCAGGAACAAGAUCAAGAAGAGUUUGGAGUCCCAGAGGUCAGGGGUCGUGGUUGUGGACCGCCUGCAGCGACAGAUCAUUGUGGCCGACUGCCAGGUCUACCUCGCUGUGCUCUCCUUCAUCAAACAGGAGCUCUCAUCGUACAUAAAAGGAGGCUGGAUACUCCGUAAAGCCUGGAAGAUGUACAAUAAGUGCCACAGUGACAUCAGUCAGCUGCAGGAGACCUGUGUGAGGCGCUGUUCCUCCCAUGAGGAGGACCUGUCCUCAGACCAGGCCAACCACAACACCCCAGUGGAGGGUGCUGUGACUGCAGAGGCCCUGGACCGACUCAAGGGCUCCGUCAGCUUCGGCUACGGCCUCUUCCAUCUCUGCAUCUCCAUGGUACCACCACACCUGCUCAAGAUCAUCAACCUGCUGGGUUUCCCGGGCGAUCGUCUCCAGGGUCUGUCCUCCCUCAUGUAUGCCAGUGAGAGUAAGGACAUGAAGGCCCCGCUAGCUACAUUGGCCCUCCUGUGGUACCACACAGUAGUGCUGCCUUUCUUUGCUCUGGAUGGUUCUGACACUCAGGCAGGCCUGGAGGAGGCCAAGGCCAUUCUCCAGAGGAAGGCUGUGGUCUACCCCAAUUCCUCCCUCUUCAUGUUCUUUAAAGGACGGGUUCAGAGGUUAGAGUGCCAAAUUAACAGUGCUCUGGUGUCCUUCCAUGAUGCACUAGAGCUGGCAUCAGACCAAAGAGAGAUCCAGCACGUGUGUCUCUAUGAAAUCGGCUGGUGCAGUAUGAUCGAGAUGAACUUUGAGGAUGCGUUUAGGUCGUUUGAGAGGCUGAAGAAUGAGUCCCGGUGGUCACAGUGUUACUAUGCCUACCUGACUGGAGUAUGUCAGGGAGCUGCAGGGGACUUAGAUGGUGCUAAGGAUGUCUUCAAAGAUGUCCAGAAACUGUUCAAGAGGAAGAACAACCAGAUUGAGCAGUUUGCCCUCAAGCGGGCAGAGAGACUGAGGAAGAUGCCUCCCACCAGAGAGCUGUGCAUUCUGGGGGUCAUAGAGGUGCUGUACCUGUGGAAGGCUCUGCCCAACUGCUCCUCCUCCAAACUGCAGCUCAUGAAUCAGUUGUUACAGAGUGUGGAUGACACAUCGUGCAGAGGUCUGAAAAACCUCCUUCUCGGUUCCAUCCACAAAUGUCAUGGAAAUAAUAAAGAUGCCAUCCAGUCGUUCCAGCUGGCUGCCAGAGAUGAGUUUGGUCGACAAACCAACUCUUAUGUGCAGCCAUACUCCUGCUAUGAGCUUGGAUGUGUCCUGCUUGCCCAGCCAGAGACGGUGGGAAAAGGGAGAGCAUUUCUGCUUCAGGCAAAGGAGGAUUAUGCAGGCUAUGACUUUGAGAACAGGCUUCACGUGCGCAUCCACUCAGCCAUGGCCUCGCUGAAGGAAGUGGUACCCCAAUGACCCCGCCCACCACUGGAGGAAUAAUGAUGAGGCAACGACUCCGUCUCCAGCUGUGAACUUGAUGAUAUGGGAAGCAUGGCUUUUACUAUUCAAAACCACAGUAUGACACUCAUCAGACAAAAUUGUUUUUUCACCCUUUUUUUGAUUGAUGUUUUACACAUCCAAAUACAAUAAACCAACAAUUUCAUAGUCAAUACCAUUUUCUUCUUAAUCUAGUGGAGGGUUUUAGCCCUGAAAACCUUCCUUCCAUUCUUUGGACCAUACAUAAUGGUACAUAGGAUACAGGUAACUUCUUGAAGAGGCACACCUUAUUCUCAUUGUCAGGUUUUCUUGACCACAUGUAGUAACAGUACAGUUAAACAGUAAGUAACCCUGUCUUUUGUGUUCUUGUCAUGUUCUUGGGAAGACAUGUACAAGAGAUGUUCGAUUACAACCCAUAAUCAAGUGGUCAAAUGGUUAUUUGCCGAUUGUUUGUCUUUGUGUUUGCCUCAUGUGACAAGGCAAGACGAAGGUUCUUGAUUGUAUUAGUUGUCGCUGCUGUAGUACCCUCUUAUUGACCAAUAUCCAUACAAUUAUCGCCUCUGGUUUUUCAGAAAUGUGUCCUAGAUUAAAUGGCCCUACUUUGCUUGUCUUGAUGCCAACAAACAUAGAUCAUUUUUCUGCAAUGAGAAAGUAUUAGUGAAGUUUUAUGGUGACAACAACCCCCUAAAUGAUGGGACAAGAACUUAGUGGCCUGCUACCUUGUAGUAUUGUAUUACGCAGCGUGCCAUACAGAGUGUACUAUACCAUGCAGUGAAAACUUGUAAUAUUAGUGUCAGGUACCUUGAAUUCUGAAUAGUAUGAAAUUGCUUUUACAUUCUGACAUUCACAUAUUAGCUUACAAAUAACAUGCACUUCUAAAAUGUUUUGUGACAUUUUUGCACAAUGCAAUAUCCAGACAAUGUUAUAGAGUAUUUAUUUUAGUUUACAAGCAGUGGGCAUUGAUCUGCACACUAUGCAUGCAAUGGCAGGGGUAUUAUUAGUGACCCAAGGACCUAAAAUAUCCUUUUCUACAGAUGUGUACUAUGAAUUUUUCCUGAGAUACUUUGGAUGACAACAGAACACAUUUAUAUUAAUAUUUACUCUGGUUUUUAACAAAAUCCAACAAGGUCCUUAUUAACUACAGGCAUUGUAAUAAUCAUGGUAGGUUUUAGGUUACUGUACAAACUGGACAUUAAAGCUUCAUAUUCUGUCAUUUUAGUUUGAUCAGGCUUUUUUAUCAGGCCACACUGAUGAUGAGUGAAACAUUCAAGACAGUCACAAACUAAAUUGAAAGUGCAGGGUAUUGUAUCACUGUUUUUAUAAUCACUCUGAGGUAUGGUCUCCAAGCAAUAAAAAGCAAGCAAGAAGAGUGCUCAUUUUACACUGGAAGUUUGAUUAGCUGUCACAAACUUAAAAAAAAAAAAUUUUGUCCCACUUCAAAUGAAUAACAAAUGCUUAACUACUUGUACAAGCACUACAUAGCACAAAUCUUUCAUUAGCAAAUUCAUACUACAUGAAGGGUGAUAUAAACGGUCUUUAAUUCAUACUACAUGAAGGGUGAUAUAAACAGUCUUUAAUUCAUACUACAUGAAGGGUGAUAUAAACGGUAUUUAAUUCAUACUACAUGAAGGGUGAUAUAAACGGUAUUUAAUUCAUACUACAUGAAGGGGGAUAUAAACGGUAUUUAAUUCAUACUACAUGAAGGGUGAUAUAAAUGGGCUUUAAUUCAUACUACAUUAAUUUUUAAACAUUUUAAAUGUACCUUUAUUUAGCUAGGCAAGUAAGUUAAGAACAAAUUCUUAUUUACAAUGACGGCCAUUGUGCGCCGCCCAAUGGGACUCCCCAAUCAUGUGAAGGGUGAUAUAAACAGUGAUAUAAACAUCUUGUGCGUGCUAAAUUGAGAAUAACUCUUUUCCACCCUUCAUAAAAAAGGGCAUAUUCUUAUGAAUGAUUUCUGAAGAAUCUAUAUAGAUAGGCCUUAGGGUAAACGUCUUGUGAAAGCUUCAAUAUGCUGUGUUUCAUUUAAAGUGGGACUCUUUUUCAUGUUCAAGGAUGGGUGUGAACACUUUUUUUUAAAUCUACACUGAAGUCAGUCAGUGACCUCCCAUCUUCUCCUGUGAUUGUGUAAAGGGAUGUAAGAUUUGGUGUGAUGUAAAGGUGUUGACUACUGAGUGUGAUGGUAUAAAGUAAGUCCACAGCUGUAAGAGCAAAGUAUCUUAUAAUGACAUGUAAUGAUAUGAGUUAAAUGUCAUUUUAUGUAUACCAACAAAUAAAAACGGGACAUUUCUGUCUUAGAAAUAUGCUCUAUCCACUUCGUUGUGAGGUUGUAGAGGAUGAUGUGGUGAUUGUUCAAUUGUAACAGGGUGGUCCUGUGUGGUGUCUAAAGAGAUCUACAAACUGUUCAAUAAAGGAUUGUCAAUUAA